UGCAGCGGGCGGGGCGCCCGGGCGGGCGGUGUCGGGGGCUGGAGGUCAGGCGGCGCUGACGAGCGGGCCGUGACGGGGAAGGCCGCGAGGCCCGGAGAGGUCGAGGUUCGGAGGUUACGGGUCCGAGGCCCUGCACGAGGUAAAAAGAGCCUGCCUGCGCGCCGGGGCGCUGCGGGAAGACCCGGCACCGGAGUUCAACUUCUCCACAUCUGUUGGGACUAAGAAACUGAGCCCAUCGAUGGUCUGGGGAUCGCGCACCGAGAAAGUGCAGCCGCGGCGGCCACGGAGGUCCCGAUUUUCUGCGUCUGCAGAACUUGCGAGCGUCUGAGCGCUCGGCACCGCUUGGGCGCACCGAAGGCGCGCGAUAAAAGCCCCCUUGCGAAGCAUUCCCAGACCUACGCGGCCAACAGGGAGGAGACUCGGGCUGAUCCUCAGGCUGGGGGCGCUAGAGGCGCGAGCACUUAUUGAACCCUUACUGGAUGCUCUCAUGGGCCAGCAUUUGUCUCCAUUUUACGGAAGAAUCGGGGGCUCAGAGAGGCGACGGGAUCUCCCCGAGGCCGCACAGCUCGCUCAGUGGCUGGCACUGUAUGGGGAACCGGGAGUUUCUGGUUGCAGGUCAGCGCUUCCAAGUCGGUGACAAGCGAAAUUCCGGAGACCAACGAAAGAGGUGAGAGUCAACAGGUGGCUGGAGCUGCUAGCCGUUUGGGCCUGGAACACUGAAGAAGGGGAAGCAGAGGGUGAAGAGCAGGCCCCCAGGGGCUGAUGGCCAGCAGACGACUGAAUCUGCACUGGGUGCUGUGUUCACUCUGUGCGCUGCUGAUGGUGGAGACAGUGCCCAGGACCAGUGGCCUGGCUACAGGGGCCCACACCAGCGCCCCAUUUCCAGCCUCGGGUGUGAACCAGACCCGCGUUGUAGACUGUCGUGAUGUGUGCAGCCUCAAUGUUUCCGACCGCUGUGACUUCAUCCGGACCAACCCCGACUGCCACAGCGAGGGGGGCUACCUGGACUACCUGGAAGGCAUCUUCUGCCGCUUCUCCCCCAACCUCCUCCCUCUGGCUGUCACCCUCUAUGGUUUCUGGCUGCUUUACCUGUUUCUGAUUCUGGGCGUCACUGCGGAGAAGUUCUUCUGCCCUAACCUGUCAGCCAUUUCCACCACGCUCAAGCUGUCCCACAAUGUGGCAGGCGUCACCUUCCUGGCAUUUGGGAACGGCGCGCCCGACAUCUUCAGCGCCGUGGUGGCUUUCUCGGACCCGCACACAGCCGGCCUGGCCUUGGGGGCACUGUUUGGCGCGGGCGUGCUGGUGACGACCGUGGUGGCGGGCGGCAUCGCCAUCCUGCGUCCCUUCACGGCUGCCUCCAGACCCUUCCUCAGAGACAUAGUUUUCUACAUGGUGGCUGUGUUCCUGAUCUUCUUCGCACUGUACCUCGGCAGGGUCACGCUGCCCUGGGCUCUGGGGUACCUGUGUUUGUAUGUAUUCUACGUGGUCACUGUGGUUCUUUGCACCUGGAUCUACCAGUGGCAGCGGAGGAGGUCCCUGGUCUACUCCAUGCCUGCCACCCCAGAGAUGCUGUCAGAUUCCGAGGAGGAGCGGGUGUCUUCUCCUACCAACAGCUACGACUAUGGGGAAGAGUACCAGCUGCUGCUGCUGUACCAGGAGACCACGGCUCAGAUCCUGGUCCGGGCCCUCAACCCCCUGGACUACAGGAAGUGGAGGAACAAGCCGGCGCACUGGAGGGUCCUCAAGGUGUUCAAGCUGCCCGUGGAGUUCCUGCUGCUCCUCACCGUCCCCCUCGUGGACCCUGACAAGGAGGACAGGAACUGGAAACGGCCCCUCAACUGCCUGCACCUGGUGAUCAGCCCCCUGGUCUUGGUCCUGACCCUGCAGUCGGGGGCCUAUGGCGUCUAUGAGAUAGGUGGCCUCUUUCCUGUCUGGGGCAUCGUUGUGAUCGUGGGCACAGCCUUGGCUGCCGUGACCUUUUUUGCCACAUCCAACAGCAAGCCCCCCAGGUUCCACUGGGUCUUUGCUUUCCUGGGCUUCCUGACCAGCGCCCUGUGGAUCAACGCAGCCGCCACAGAGGUGGUGAACAUCUUGCGGUCCCUGGGUGUGGUCUUCCGGCUGAGCAACACAGUCCUGGGCCUCACGCUGCUGGCCUGGGGGAACAGCAUCGGAGAUGCCUUCUCCGAUUUCACGCUGGCCCGCCAGGGCUACCCACGGAUGGCGUUCUCGGCCUGCUUUGGUGGCAUCAUUUUCAAUAUCCUGGUGGGAGUGGGGCUGGGCUGCCUGCUCCACAUUUCCAGGGGCCACCCGGAGGUCAAGCUGGAGCCAGAUGGCCUGUUGGUGUGGAUCUUGGCUGGCGCCCUGGGCCUCAGCCUCGUCUGUUCCCUGGUCUCGGUCCCACUGCAGUCCUUUCAGCUGAACAGGGUCUACGGCUUCUGCCUGCUCCUCUUCUACGUGAGCUUCCUGGUGGUGGCCCUGCUCACGGAAUUUGGGGUGAUUCACUUGAAAAGUGUAUGAGUGAAGCUGUUUCUGGGACCACCUGGUGGUCAGGAGGUAUCACUGCAGGCGAUGAGGUAGAAGAUGGAUCAAGAUGAAGAUGGAGGACUAGAGGCUGGAGGCGCCUUCUGCAGAGCUCGAGGCGCGUGCACGGCGGGAGAGAGCAUAGCUCUCUCUGCUAAAGGCUCCCAGGCGCUGCUGCGGGCAGGGAUGAAAGGUGGACCUUGUGCCUGGGACUUUGGAGACUGGGCUUCGUUGUGGGUGGACAGUUCCAGACGGUAGACUGAAUUCUCUUCCAGAGCCUCUUGAAGGUUGAGGGUCAGGGUGAGGGGGUGGCUGGACUGGUGUUAGACGACUUGCGAAAAGUGUCCGGGGCUGGGGGCAACUACAGAGGCCCAGGCCCCUCCCCGUGUAUGUCCCCUGCUGCUUUCCUGCAUCUUCUCAGGGCUCAAAUAGCUGCCAAACCCAGGUUUAGGGAGCUCGGGGGGCAGAGGCCUCAUGUGCCACGGGCCAAGUUCUAGAGCUGCGCUGUCCAACAGAUACGGACUGUGAGACACAUGCCUAAUUUUGAAUGUUCUGGUUGCCAUGUUAAUAAAGCCAAAAGAAACAGGUGAGCUUUUCAUGGUAAUCUAUUCGAUGGAAUCUAGUGGCUCCAAAAUACCGGCCCUGGGUGCUGGCCCUGUUCACAGCUGCCCCACUGGACAGCACAGCCCUAGGCUCUGCCCCUGGCUCUGCGUGCUGGCUCUCAGCAAGCUCUGCACACCUCACCUCAUUUUCCUCUUCUGCAGAACAGGAGGGAACUUGUGCCUGGGGCCUACCUCGGGGAGGGGGGUGCUGGGCUGGGGUCCCAAUGCCUGCAAAUUCUUGGGAGGACAAGGAGUCCCCACCCCACCCCCAGCACCUUCUGCCACCAGUGACCUGCUUCGAUAAGCACCUGAAGGUUUGCCCCAUUGCCUUAUGUUGGCAGUAACGGGAUUCAAUUCUUUUUUUCCAAUGAAGCAUUAUUAAAUAUUUCAA
Messenger RNA from Pteronotus mesoamericanus, 3513 nucleotides. RefSeq names its product solute carrier family 8 member B1 (gene SLC8B1). Bases 763 to 2517 code for a protein of 584 amino acids. Gene Ontology annotation, cellular component: membrane. The record is from RefSeq and is a predicted model, not a curated record. Gene Ontology annotation, molecular function: calcium:sodium antiporter activity. Gene Ontology annotation, biological process: intracellular calcium ion homeostasis; calcium export from the mitochondrion. Lineage: Eukaryota; Metazoa; Chordata; Mammalia; Chiroptera; Mormoopidae. The transcript has 16 exons.